Molecule: messenger RNA, 2445 nt
Organism: Cavenderia fasciculata
Lineage: Eukaryota; Evosea; Eumycetozoa; Acytosteliales; Cavenderiaceae
Exons: 3
Coding region: 1-2445 (814 amino acids)
Source: RefSeq, a predicted model, not a curated record
AUGUUUAUAAAUAAAGAAGAGGUAGAACUAGAAACAAACCAACAACAGCUACUUCCAGAUGAAAUAAUCAACAAAAUAAUAGAGUUAUCAUGGAAUAGUAUUGAUUAUUGUACAUGUAUACUUCCAACCUUUAAUACACCUACUCCUAGUUCACUAUCACUCUCCACAACAACAAACAAAGAAAAGAAUAAGAAUAAGAGUAAAAGUACCUCUUUUAGUUGUACAAGUAGUGAUCAUGAUUAUAAUGAUCCAUACACUAGAAUACAUGUAGUGAAUCAAGAGAAACAGUAUCGUGUGACAUGUCCAUUACACAGUCUCUACAGUGACGCCUAUUACUACAACUAUCGUAGUGAUUUGAAUAGAGAAAAGAUACUUCGAUACAACAAUCAUAUCGAUGAUUUCUAUUCUUACUUUGGAGUACAUCGUGACAAGGCAAGAUGGAGAUUAGAAUUAGGUACUACCUCUAAACAAGUGUUUGCUUUUAUUCAAUCGAAUCUAUUGACACGUGUUAGUUUUAUGGCUGCCACUGAAGACAAGACCAUUCAAGAUCAUCUGAGAAGCAACUAUUGUGCACUCAGUCACAUAAGUUCACUCACAAUGCGGUCGAUUCAAGAGUUUAAUAGAGUGUUUGGGAUUCCAUACGAAACUGCCAAACGUACCAAACAAAAGAUACCUUGUUUCCCAUCGACAUUGCUCCAAAAGGUCGAUAAACUCAUCCUCAUCGAAGAGUCCAAACCAUCGAUACCAAAGACACACAUCACCACCAUGCUCAACAACAAAGUGACUCGUCUCGUAUUCUCUGGUACUGUUGGUGUCAACACUGAACUGAUUGCAUUGACUCGAUCGUUUACCCAUUUAACAUCGAUCAACUUGCUCGGUGUAAAUAAGGUCGAAAGUGACUCUGUAAUCUCGAGUUGGAUCAAGUCUCUUGGGAGACUACGAAAACUACUCUUGCCAGCAUCACAUGUCAAUUGUAUUCAUGAUCUCCAAGAUUCUGUCAAGCAGUCAUUAAAAGUCAUCACUCUACCUCAAAUGAACAAAUUGGAAAAGUUUGCAAGUCUCGAGCAUGUCUUUGUAUUUGUUGGUAAAAAGGAUUGCAAUAGUAGUAGUCUAUUACUCCCGACGGCCACCAUUAAAAGAGUAACAUUUUGUCUCAAUGGUUGUCAACCAAUACCAAACAAGUGGUUAUCAAAUAAUCCAAAUAUCCAAGUGGUUCGAAUCAAAUCACUCGACUCGAUUGACUAUUUUAUUCCAAUUGAAUUAGAAUUGGAAUGUUGGGAGUUGUUAUCAGUUAGAAUAUGUACUUGUAGAAGAGAGUUGGAUUGGGGUGAACAAGAAAGAAAUCUAUCAUUCCUUGGCAUUCUUGGAGAAUACAAUAGUCAGUGUAGAAAUUGUCCAGAACAUCGAUACAAUCACAUUGACGCAUCAAAGAUUAAAAAGACACAACUCGAGUUGGGUUUGAUUAAUCAUCAAAUCCGAUCAUACUUGUUGUACAAGGCCAAUGUUACACACUCUAUUACAUUGUACGAGAAUUCACCAAUUGACAAGUUGGUUGCCCUCGUAGGCAAAGACUCGUUUAUCAAUAAUAUCACUGGGUUAAAUGUCCGAUUUAACAACAACUAUUCGAUUCCAUCAUCAUAUCUUCAAAAAAUGUUUCAUCAUUUGAUGGAUCGAGUCACCCAUUUUAAAGGAUCAAACUUUCCCUUUAUCAAAGACAUCAACAACACAAAAAUUGUACCACCACCACUCACUCAUAUGAAAAUCGAAGAGAGUAUUGCAACCUAUUUGACACCUUCAUUCUUUCAAUUCACACUCGUCACCUCACUCAACCUAUCUGGUUCAAAAAUCAACAUGACACCAGAAUUUCCACCAUCCCUAAUUGAUUCUUCCUUUCCACAUUUAAAAAAGCUACUUUUUCAUCCCAACAAUAUUGAUCUUUACGAUCGUAUCCCUUCUACACUUCAAAACCGUCUAGUAACUGUAUCAUGGACACACGAUAGCACUGGUUUAGAUAGUCAAACCAAUGUCUUGGGUAAAUUUGCUCUAUUGAAAACAGUGUACAUGUUGUACUGGAGAAGCAGGGUACCACCAUUCCCAUCCAAUGUUGAAAAACUAGUCUUUCCAAAGAACCUAGUCUACAAUUACACUGUCAAUCAUAUUCUUCUCAACAGUCCAUCUAUUAAAACAAUCAAACGUGUCUAUCAAUCUGGUAGCACACUUCAAAACUGUUUGGAAUCAAUCAGUGAAACACCCUACAAAUCAAACCUCCAAACUCUAAUCGCCACCUUUUACAGCGACUAUCAAAUUCCAAUUGUAUCACCACCUCUACAAACAUUUAAACCCAAACUAUCACAAGAUCAUCCAUUUGAAUAUUAUGCUUGUAUUCGUAAUCCUUGUAAUAAUAAAUCAAAUUCAAAAAUUCGUCAUUGUUGUUAUGAUGAUUAA